Molecule: messenger RNA, 966 nt
Organism: Cryptosporidium ubiquitum
Lineage: Eukaryota; Apicomplexa; Conoidasida; Eucoccidiorida; Cryptosporidiidae
Product: PWI domain-containing protein
Exons: 1
Coding region: 1-966 (321 amino acids)
Biological process (GO): mRNA processing
Source: RefSeq, a predicted model, not a curated record
AUGGGAAUAUUUGAACAAAAAAUUAAUUUUAAUAGCAUACCAGUGUAUAAAGUAAGGAGAUGGAUAUCUUCAAAAACUGAAAAAAUUCUUGGAAAAGAAGACGAGAUAUUUAUAGAUUAUUGUAUUAACCAACUUAAAUAUAAGAUCAGAAAGUCUGCAGCAGAAGAAGAAUUACAAAUAUCGCCAAAUGAGCUUGUUAAAAAUAUCGAAGGAUUUCUAGGUGAAAAAGCAACUGAAUUUGUAACUGAGCUGUGGGAUUACAUAUUAAGGUCUGAAAAUAACAAUGAAAAUUCUUCUCAAAUUCAAUCGAGUAAAAACCAUAAUUCAAAAAAAAAUAUGAAUUUAAAAAGAAAUUUUAAACAUUCCAAUGAUUUAUAUAAUGAUGAAUAUAAUUUUAUUAGGCAAAGAUCAAAAAAUAAUGAAAGAGCUAUAUAUACUCGCAUUUAUAGAAGGAAUGCAAACUAUACAUAUAAUAGGUAUAAUCCAGAAGAAAGUUCAAGAUUAUUUCCAACAAUAGCUCCAAGACGUUCAAAAGAAAACAAAAGAGUCAGAUCUCUUAGCAGAUCGUUAUCUCCAGAAUCGUAUGAAUCAUAUGGUAUCAAAGAGUAUAAAUAUGAGAAAACCCCAACAGCGGAGGAAAAUUUUAGUAUUGAUAAAAUAAAUCAUUUAGAAAAAAAUAUUGACAAAAUCAGAGAAACAAACGAAAGGAUAUCAGAUAUAAGGAAACGCAAAACUUUUGAAAUCGAAAAAACUUUUUCUUCCAAUACGAGUUCAUUGGACAAUCGGGAGCUUGAGUCCCCAAUUCUAACAAAUAAUAAAAUUGAAGAACAUCAUUUGAGAAUGAAAGCAUUAGAAGUGCUUAAACGAAAAAGUGAAGUUAAAAAUUGUAGAUCAGAAUCCGAAGAAAUUCUUAGAGCUCGUGCUAUUGAAAAAUUUAUAAAAAAGAAACCAAUUAAAACAAAUUAA